AUGAAGUGCCUGUGGCCGGGAUGCAAUGUUUGGUCCCCGUGGAUGCUGUGUUGGGGCCAGUCCUACGUGCCAGACAAGGACCUCAUUUGGAAUUUACCCAGGUGUCCUGCCAUCGUGCCAGUUCUGUUGGCUUCGGCUAGUUUGGUCUUUUUGAUACUGGCAGGUGGCACAGAGGACACCGUGGUUCGCUGCGAUGUCCUGGGUUUGUGCGUAGGACUCUUUGCCACUCUUGUUUUUGGAUUUGUGGUUCUGGGAUUUCUUGCAAGAAACUCUCAGAAAGGGACGCCAGUGUUUCGCUUGAUCUGGCAGCAGUUCCUGCUCCUACUGUGGGUUUGCUCUGCCAUUUUUUUGUUCUUUGCCUUCGUCAGCGUCGUGCCCAUUUUUCUGCUGCAAACAUUGGCUUCCUUGGCUGCUGCAUCCUUUGCUAUGACUGUUGGUAGUGUUCUGCUACGCAUUUGGUGGAAUUUGGCAUAUUUUCCUCCCCUGGCUGAGCGGUUUGGGCUUUUGGCCAGCAUUGCUUCGUGGAGCUCUGCAUACAUUGUGCUUCUACUCCACCGUGAAGUAGAAGGCCAUUUUGCAGGGCUGUCUUCCCACCUCAGUCGUGAAGAGCAUUUGAUUUUGUUUAGUUUCGGAGGUUUCCUCAUCAGCACAGCUUUGUGGUUCUUAGCGUUAUUGCUGCCUUGUGGCCGCCGAGCCUUGCAAGGCAAGAAGGUGGAAGUGAAAGAAGACAGCGUGAGCAGGUACCCUUCAAAGGAGGAACCUGUGGAGGAAGCAGACCAGCAGCUGGACACUGUGGUGGAGAUAAAGGAUGCGUUGGACGAAACACCCGGACGCCUUUUGCACCUGCAGGAAGGCGCCGACGUGCCAUCGGAGGUCGAGCCCGAGGACUCGGCCGUGCACUGCGUCGUCGCGGAGCUCCCUGGAGAAGUCUCGCCCGAAGAGGACAGGGAUGAGACGCCGGCAGCAAAACCUGUUCUAAGCGGAACGACCGCACCAUUUCCAUUUCCUCGUGGCCCUUCCAGGCCGCGAAGACGAUGUGAGCAAGCCUGGGGCUCGCCAAGUCGGCACAGCCUGGUGCAGAGCCUAUCAGCAGUGCCUGAGGGCGAUGAAGACACCGCAGAAGGAGAGUUGCCGGAAGCUCCCCCGGUAGCACGUUUGAAUGUGAGGUCCUUUUUGGCAAAAGCAGCUCCGGUUCCGCUUGAGGAAGGGCCAGCAAAAGAGACCUUGAGUGAUGAUGCAAACACUGCGCCAUCUGAAACAGCAGCGACCCUGCCAGAAGCUGAUUCCCCUCAUGUGCCACCAGCACCCUGUGAAGACCUUCCAGUUUCACAGGUCUCUGAAGAAAUACUUAGCGAAGAACCACUGCCACGACCAACUCACAGCGAAAUUCGAACUGGCCACUGGCGCAAAGUUCUCCGUCCCCAGACGCUGGGUUUGGCUGAUAUCACGUUUGCUGACGUUGGGCGAGCUGCAGUAGUUUCGCUAUCUGCACAUGCCUGUGCUGGGUUGAUCUUACUGCUGGGUGGUUACAUUAUUGUGGUUGUUUUGGCGCUAUUGUCUGUGAAGAUUCUCUUUUUGAUCGCUGCGUGGUUGGACAACUGUCGACUGCACGAUCCAGAACCUUGCCAGGUCCCCGAAGAGGUGCCCACGCUGACACCGGAAAUUUCUGUGGCGUCCACAUCUCCUGCGGCUUCACCCUUGGCGAAGGUACCAGAGGCAUAUGCGGCCUCGUGGGGCUUCUUUUUGCCAGAUCAUCCCAAGGAUGUUGGAGACCCAACAGCUGAUCGUGGCACCAUGCCGCCAGUACAGGAGGAGGAUUUGCCGGACCCCAAGGCAGACUUUGGCCCAGGCCACAGCGAGAAUGCCGAUCAAGGACCAGAAGCUGAUCCAACUGACCAAGGAGCUCAUGCUCCGAGGAAGUCCGCACACGUGGAGCGUCCAGGUGGCGCUCGUCCAGGGCGACGAAGACCAGAUGCGGACCUGUGGCAACUUCCAGGUGUCAGAGAGACGCUCCUGUUCUUUGGCUGCGAAAACAUUUUCGCGCUUUUUGAUGCUUUACGUCUCCCUUCAAUGGUCUUUUGCUUGACAGCACUGCAUGUGCCGCACUUCCCCUCGCCAUCUCCGCAGAGUCAUGCGUGGAAUGAGAUUAUUGGCUCCUUGGAUUCAGCCGACAAAACCCAAGGUGAAGAUGACGUCAUAAGCCCUAAUAAGCACUCCGCGACUGGAGCUCGCUGCAGCUGGCGUUGGAUGGGGCCUGUGUUGGCAACGACAGCUCUGCUUUGUACGCCGCUGGCGCUUUUUGUGAUCUCUAGUGUCUAUGCUGGCUUACUCUUCUUUGUCUUUGUUUUCGAUCUCGUCUUCAUCGAGAAGUAUACUGCCUCCAGUUUGUCCCGGCACUUUAUCCUGGCAGCUGUCAACGCGACUUGCUUGGACAGCCAGCGAUUGUCCGCGCUGGGAAGCUUUGUGCGUCCAUCGGAAUGUGCACGGCAAGUGAUGAGGUCUACUACCCAUGCAGCCUUCUCAAUGGGUCCGUUGAUUGAGGGCAGGCGUGCUUGCCAUCCACAACAAGGCGUGGCGGAGGCCUCUUUCAUCGAUAUUUUCUAUGAUGGUGCUGGGCCUUUCUGCCCUUGGAUGUCCAAUCCUGGCUUUGAUUUCUUUGUAAUCGAGAAGCACCAGCCCUGCAGUGUGUUGGGUCGAGGGACAUCGCUGGUGGUGAGCAACGCUACAGCAUUUUCCCACAGAGUGUCUGAUGAUUUGCCAUCUACCUUGGCAGUCCACUGCGAAAUAUGUAGCACAAUCAUGCAGGGCAUUUUGGACGUCGCCCAUGGCCUACUUCAUGCGGAUGUUUUGUUGCAUCAGCUUCUCUCUGCUGCAACGCCGGGUUUCCAUCGCUUGGGUGCAGCAGCCUUCGCGCUUGGCGCUGCUGUAGCUACCUUGCUGUUGGUCUUGCUAGAUGUGUACUCUUUGCUGGCCCUUGGCCGCCAAGCUGUAUCAUUGCGCAUGGGUGUGCCGCUCCUCCACUAUGCAACUGCCGGUGUCCUUGGGCAGGUGUGGGGCACAGAGGUGCUGGAGCAGCUGGUGAUUCUCUUCCUGCAUGCUGUGCUGAUGGCUGGCAUGUCCUUUCAGCUGGAGCUGGCCAACGACUUUUGGCCCGAACUGCACUGCACCCGGAACAAAGAAAUCGCAGAGAGCGAGCACAACGCCUGGCAUCAGACUGUUCGCUGGACGGGCACCGCACUGGUAUUCUUUGCCGCUGCUGUCUCAAUUCUACUAGCCGCUGCGCUGAUGGGAGGCUUCGCUUACCGGGCUCACAAUUCAUUGCCACGUUGGGCUGUUUCGCUCGCCUGCCCUAGCGACGUGAAGUUGUCGCGCUUCGUAGCAACUCCAUCCUUUUCAGAGUGCAGGCACGAACACCUAGCAGUGGAUCCAGAUGUGCUCAGCUACAAGGCAUUGGCAAGACCUAUGUUGGGUGCUUUGGCAUCUCUUGGCAUUUGGCAUCGGAGCAGCAGCGUAGUCUUUCAGGUUGUCAAGCGGCAGGAUUGGUACUUGCCCUCAAUGCCAGACGAUUCAUCCAGGACGUGCGUUUUCCCAUCGGAUUGCGUGAGUUGGGCGAGCGUGGCGACCGCGACAGCAAACAGCCUGUCUGUAUCGUGGCUUUUGCUGCCCUAUGGCGGUCUACCAGCAAGAGCAUGUCUGUACCUCAACGAGCGCAUUCUUUUUGCGUCUGGAACCGAUGGUGGCAGCUCAGCAGAUGAACCAGAUCAGCUAGCUCGUCACGUACUGGAGGAUGCAGGUCUCUGUUUGCACAUGGCACGUUGGGGAGCGGCUUCUGGACAUUUAGUUACCCUCCUGUUAUUGCUUGCCGUGGAUUUCUUGGACCUUGGACAGCAGCGGGAGAAGAUGAUCCUGAAUUUGCUGGUUGCAGGUGCAGUGCUUAGCGCCCUGCGCUCUGUCAUGGCAAUGGUGCAGAACAUCAGCUGCUUCUUGAGGAGACGAGGGUUGGUUUUUGCCUGUCGCCAGUUACUCCAGGAUUCCCUGCCUUCUCGCGUGGUGCAAAGCCACACCCGCGCACAGCAGAAGACACACCCAAGGUCUCGCAGCGAAGAGGAAGCCGAUGCUUUGGGGAUCCAGCCGUGGUGCGGAGGCCAUUUUCUCGGCAAGACUUGGCAACGUGGCAGUGCUCGCGUUCCACCAAGGUCCUUGCCUGGUGAAAGAGACGACGAUUGCUUGUCCGGACUCACGAGCAAAGAGCGUGAGCGGGUGGUGUUGGCUUGCCGGGACUUGCUGCAGCUUGACUGGGUCAAGUCAGCUCAACUUCCAGGGCAGAUCCGCUGCAAACUGGCAGCAGCGCGCAGCAGCCGUAGCAGCCGGGUGCGAUUGGCUGAGACUUUGCGAGGCCAGCAGCACGUGGCAAGUGGCUGGCUUUUUGGCGCUCUACUGUUGGCCCUGCGUGAAGUAGCCGAAGAGGAUUUGUGUGCGCAGAAUUGUGCGCUGGAGGCCAAGGCUGUGGUAUCAAAACACCUCCGAGACUUCAGCUCUGGCUCCAAGCACAUGCAAAGAGUCAAGCAGCGCGAUGGGCCGCAGCCCUUUGGAACUCAGGCUGCGGACAUGGCAAGCUUGAAGAUGGCCCCAGAAUUGCCUGGGAGUCCCGUGAAAAAUGAUGCAGGAGACAGUGAUACGGCCAGCACCGACAUGAAUUCUUCAGUGUCGGACAGUGUGAAGCGCCGGCUCCUGGAGAUUCCACAGGAAGUUGGGCUGCAGAAUGUGCAGCUUCUCUUCAAGAAAGAUAUGCUGAACCGAUACCAAGCCAAAGAAGAGGAUUACAACUUUUUGUUGAAGUGUGAGAAGUUCUUUGCUGAGUAUGUUGGCACGAAAUAUGCCCUGUCAUUGAACAGUGGCGGCAUUGCAAUCAGUCUUGGGCUGGAAGGUAUCAAGCGGGUGUUCUUCCCUGAUGUUGAGAUUGAUCGCAUCAGGGUGUACUCCAAUGCUUUCACCUUCAAUGCAGUGCCCUCGGCAUGUGUGGUUGCUGGCUUUGCCAGCACCUUGAAGCUGAUUGAGGCAACCCCAGAGUUGACCAUUGAUACGGAUCACCUGGAGGCUUGCAUCAAGGAGGACUUGGCAUCUGGCAACUUCGCACCAGGUAACAUGAUCCUCGUGCUGUCCUACAUGCGCGGCCGGGUUCCCAACAUGCACACCAUCAUGGACAUUUGCGAGAAGUAUCAGGUGCAACUGUUGGAAGACUCUGCGCACGGCUACGGAUGCUCUUUUGAUGGCCGCAUGUGUGGGUCUUUCGGAGUGGUUUCAACCAUCUCUACUCAAGCCAACAAGCUUGUAAACACUGGAGAGGGUGGCAUGGUUUUGACUAGCAAUGAGGCCCUGCAAGCCUUCUUCAUUUUCUCAGCUGGAAGCUACGAAGAGCUUUGGAAGAAGCAUGGGCCAAUGACACCCCCAGAGGAGGUUGCCCUCCAGUACAAGUACACGACUGUGAACAAGUCAGUCCGAAUGACCAACAUGCAGGGUGCCAUCAUGUUCCCUCAACUGAGUGUGAUGAGUGAGCGCAUUGAGCAGCACAACUCGAUGUAUGCCUUCUUGAUGGCAGCAACGAAAGAGAAGAUGGAAGCACUCAGCCCCGGCAGCAGCAAAAAAAUCUACUUCAUUCCGCAGGUCCAUGGUUUGGUUGGUCCUGUGUAUGACUCAAUGCAGAUGCAGUUUCGAAAGGGCGAUGGCAGCAUAGCGGAAGAAGAACUUCCAGGUUUGAAUAGCUUCCUGGAAGACAUGCAGGCACGCAAACAUGGAAUAGCGAAGUUCUCCGAUCCAGCCAACGCUCGAAAUUUCUUGUCCUGGCAAUACUUGAAGCCAGAUGAUAUUCUCCCCGAUGCGCUUCCCAAGACUAGGCAGCACCUCGUGAACGUUGUCGACCUCCGACUACUUUGUCAUGACACCGAGGUUGAAAUGGACAAGUUGGCUUCGGAUCUAGUGGAGUGCUUCAAACUCCAUUUCUGUGCUGUGGGAGACAUUCUGGAAGCUACCGGUCAAGAGCAGGAGGCGAGAAGAAACUUGGAGGAGGUUGGUCUGGCGUUCAUAUUUCUGAAAGUUGAGCAGGCUGCGGACAUGGCAAGCUUGAAGAUGGCCCCAGAAUUGCCUGGGAGUCCCGUGAAAAAUGAUGCAGGAGACAGUGAUACGGCCAGCACUGACAUGAAUUCUUCAGUGUCGGACAGUGUGAAGCGCCGGCUCCUGGAGAUUCCACAGGAAGUUGGGCUGCAGAAUGUGCAGCUUCUCUUCAAGAAAGAUAUGCUGAACCGAUACCAAGCCAAAGAAGAGGAUUACAACUUCUUGUUGAAGUGUGAGAAGUUCUUUGCUGAGUAUGUUGGCACGAAAUAUGCCCUGUCAUUGAACAGUGGCGGCAUUGCAAUCAGUCUUGGGCUGGAAGGUAUCAAGCGGGUGUUCUUCCCUGAUGUUGAGAUUGAUCGCAUCAGGGUGUACUCCAAUGCUUUCACCUUCAAUGCAGUGCCCUCGGCAUGUGUGGUUGCUGGCUUUGCCAGCACCUUGAAGCUGAUUGAGGCAACCCCAGAGCUGACCAUUGAUACGGAUCACCUGGAGGCUUGCAUCAAGGAGGACUUGGCAUCUGGCAACUUCGCACCAGGUAACAUGAUCCUCGUGCUGUCCUACAUGCGCGGCCGGGUUCCCAACAUGCACACCAUCAUGGACAUUUGCGAGAAGUAUCAGGUGCAACUGUUGGAAGACUCUGCGCACGGCUACGGAUGCUCUUUUGAUGGCCGCAUGUGUGGGUCUUUCGGAGUGGUUUCAACCAUCUCUACUCAAGCCAACAAGCUUGUAAACACUGGAGAGGGUGGCAUGGUUUUGACUAGCAAUGAGGCCCUGCAAGCCUUCUUCAUUUUCUCAGCUGGAAGCUACGAAGAGCUUUGGAAGAAGCAUGGGCCAAUGACACCCCCAGAGGAGGUUGCCCUCCAGUACAAGUACACGACUGUGAACAAGUCAGUCCGAAUGACCAACAUGCAGGGUGCCAUCAUGUUCCCUCAACUGAGUGUGAUGAGUGAGCGCAUUGAGCAGCACAACUCGAUGUAUGCCUUCUUGAUGGCAGCAACGAAAGAGAAGAUGGAAGCACUCAGCCCCGGCAGCAGCAAAAAAAUCUACUUCAUUCCGCAGGUCCAUGGUUUGGUUGGUCCUGUGUAUGACUCAAUGCAGAUGCAGUUUCGAAAGGGCGAUGGCAGCAUAGCGGAAGAAGAACUUCCAGGUUUGAAUAGCUUCCUGAAAGACAUGCAGGCACGCAAACAUGGAAUAGCGAAGUUCUCCGAUCCAGCCAACGCUCGAAAUUUCUUGUCCUGGCAAUACUUGAAGCCAGAUGAUAUUCUCCCCGAUGCGCUUCCCAAGACUAGGCAGCACCUCUUGAACGUUGUCGAUCUCCGACUACUUUGUCAUGACACCGAGAUUGAAAUGGACAAGUUGGCUUCAGAUCUAGUGGAGUGCUUCAAAUUCCAUUUCUGA
Messenger RNA from Cladocopium goreaui, 7506 nucleotides. The record is from the annotation of a GenBank genome assembly. Lineage: Eukaryota; Dinophyceae; Suessiales; Symbiodiniaceae.